CUGACAGAGAGCAGAAUGUGUUGACAGAAGAAGAAAGAUAAAAGCAGAGAAUGUUGUGACAGACUUCUGACCUGAGGUCCUCACUGGUUAGACGGAGGGGUGUGCUCAGCCCAGGCGUUCCUUGACCUGCUUCCACGGCUCAGUUCUGGUUUUACUUUGCUUCUCACCCUGUAGGAAACAUGCCGUCCCUCUCUGUGCCACCACCUAAAUGUCUGCAGAAACCCCUGGUGGUUCCUCAUCAUCAUAUGUUUGGACCAGGACCUUCCAAUGUUCCUCCACGUAUCUUGGAAGCUGGAGCCAAUCCUGUUAUUGGACACAUGCAUCCAGAGAUAUUUGAGAUAAUGAGUGACAUCAAAAGUGGAAUCCAGUACAUGUUCCAGACUCAAAACAAGAUGACUCUUGCUGUGAGCGGCACCGGUCACACUGCGAUGGAGUGCGCAAUCUUCAACACAGUGGAACCCGGAGACAGUGUGCUGGCAGCAGUGAAUGGUAUCUGGGGGGAGCGAGCAGCAGAGAUGGCAGAGAGGAUAGGUGCCAAAGUAAACACCAUAGUGGCGCCUCCUGGUGGCUACCUCACUAACACAGACAUUGAGAAGGCUUUAUCCAAACACAGGCCGGCGCUGUUCUUCCUCGCUCAUGGAGAAUCUUCGACAGGAGUUCUGCAUCCGUUAGACGGCAUCGGACAGCUGUGCCAUAAGUACAACUGCCUGUUUCUUGUCGACUCCGUGGCUUCAAUAGGAGGAACCCCUCUCUACAUGGACCAGCAAGAGAUAGACAUCCUGUACACAGGCUCCCAAAAGGUCCUGAAUGCCCCUCCAGGUACAGCACCAAUUUCCUUCAGUGAGAGAGCAUGUCAAAAAGUCUUCAAUCGGAGGACAAAGCCUGUGUCAUUCUUCCUGGAUUUGAACUGGCUUGCAAACUACUGGGGAUGUGAUGACAAGCCAACUAGAGUAUAUCACCACACAGGUCCAGUCACUGCUUUUUACUCUCUGAGAGAGAGUUUGGCUGUCCUUGCUGAAGAGGGUCUAGAAAAUAGCUGGGAAAGACAUGAAACUGUGGCAGAGUAUUUCCAUGCUGGACUGGAGAGCAUGGGGCUCAAACUUUUUGUCAAAGAAAAACAAGCCAGACUGCCGACAGUUACCACAAUUGUUGCUCCUUAUGGAUACGACUGGAAAGAGAUUAUGAGCUACAUCAUGAAAACACACAAUUUAGAGAUUUCUGGAGGACUCGGACCAUCAGUCGGUUUGGUGCUGCGUGUGGGACUGAUGGGAUGUAACAGCAGCAAGGCUAACGUUGACAUGGUGCUGGCAGCACUAAGAGACGCUCUGAAACACUGUCACAGGAGCAAAGUUUAACAUGUUUGGUGCUGUAAAGAUCAUUUUGAAUCAAUUCAGAAGUGUAAUAGAUAAAUGAUAAUUCUUAGUAAUUGUCCUUGUAAAGCUAAAUCUCUAUUUGAAUUAGUAUUUUUUUUGUUUUCUUAUCUCAUAUAAACAGAUAGAAACAACUAAUUGAACAUGACAAUUUUCAACUGUUAAUGGUGAUAGAUUUCACAUUUCAUGCCAUAUCCCACUGUCUUUAAAGCCAGUUAAAAUCAGUGUUGUUGUGUUUUUUAAUUUGUUUAUGUUUUUGUUUUAGUGGCCAUCUGUUGCUAUUGUUUUCUGUUCAUAUCCAAAACUAAGUGGACAUCAUUCACUGCCCUAAUUACAAAAUUAAACAUUAGCACCUUAUUAUUUUGGAAUAAUUACUAAUUCAUGUAAAAAAAAAAUGUAAUUUUUUUUUUUUUUUUUUUUUUAAAGUACAUUCUGUGAGUCUUUGCCACUGGUUCACUGUCAAAGAUUUUGUUUUAUUUUAUUGAGCUAUAAGAAUUGAAGCUCCUAACUUCUAAGGUGAGAAAGAUGUCAUUUAAACUAGCACAUACUGCUGUUACUCAACAACUUUUCCUCUUAGAUACAAUGAAAUAUCAGUACUAAUUGCUCCUUUGUUGUAAAUUAGGCACUUUAAUAUCUGUACAUUGUGGACUUAUUUACUUAUUAUGUGGAUUAAUAAAAGUGUUAAAAUCUC
Molecule: messenger RNA, 2061 nt
Organism: Amphiprion ocellaris (clown anemonefish)
Lineage: Eukaryota; Metazoa; Chordata; Actinopteri; Pomacentridae
Gene: agxta
Product: alanine--glyoxylate and serine--pyruvate aminotransferase a
Exons: 11
Coding region: 180-1355 (391 amino acids)
Cellular component (GO): peroxisome
Molecular function (GO): L-alanine:glyoxylate transaminase activity; L-serine:pyruvate transaminase activity
Source: RefSeq, a predicted model, not a curated record